Messenger RNA from Colletotrichum orchidophilum, 597 nucleotides. RefSeq lists its product as uncharacterized. Bases 1 to 597 code for a protein of 198 amino acids. The record is from RefSeq and is a predicted model, not a curated record. Lineage: Eukaryota; Fungi; Ascomycota; Sordariomycetes; Glomerellales; Glomerellaceae. The transcript has a single exon.
AUGCACUUCUCUACCCUCCUCGCCGGCCUCGCCGCCUUCUCAGUGUCCUCAGCAGCACCCACGCCCGGAAGCUUCGUACCCUUUGGCAACCUCCCCUCCCAGUCCAGCACAGGCACAAGCAUCCUCGCCAAUCUCAACACGGUCCAAACCUCCAUACAGACGCUCAUCACUACCCUCAACAGCCUCGACUACACCAACGCGCUCAGCCUAGGCAACGUCGCCACGGUCCCCAAUGUCCUCCUAAACACCAUCGGCCUCCAAUCUGCCUCCUCAAGCGCCCUCCUCAACGCAAAGGCCCUAACCCUGCCCCUCAACGUGUCCGACUCGUCCGCCAUCGUCCAAAAGCUCACAAACGACAUCCUACCCGCCCUCAAGACGGCCACGGACUUGCUCACCAAGGCCAAGACGUCCGGCAUCCUCGCGUCCCUCAACCCGCUCGGACAGACCGACUACCUCAAGCUGAUCCAGGCCAACUUUGCUGGACUCGGCCCCGCACUGUCGAGUUACGUUGAUUCUUCUUCUCAACCCGGUCUCACCAGCAUUACCGCUACUCUCCAGAACCUUUUGCGCGCCACCGUUAACGUUUACACUACCUAA